UGGGAUGUGUUUUAAUAGAUCAUUAAACAGAGGAAAAUGUAUAGGCAAUGAUCAGCCUAGCUACUCUGUUAGCCAAACCAGUAAACAGUUAAGUCAAGUUAAGCUGGAAGGGCACGGAUUGGUCAGAAAUUAAAGAUGGUGUCAGCUGUUGUAUGAUAACUGAGCUGACUUGUGGUUCUGCACAAGUUUCGGCUGACAUAGUUAUCACAUAUGGCUGACUGACAUGGAUAGUCAGUCACAGUCUUCAAAAAUAAACGGCCUAGUAGUGCACGCAUGGAGGCACUUGGAGCGGUCAGGUAAAUGAUUGAUCCUUAAAGCAUGCACCUGGAGUUUACUCAACGUUAAAACGGAGCAUUUUGUAGAGCAGAGACUUCAGGCAAGCGCUGGCUUAUGGCUCAUAAAGUGAUUUCUUUCCUCUCUCCCUUCAUUGUCUCCCUCUCUCUCUCUUUCUCUCUCUCGCUCUCGUCCCACAGCCGAGCGAGUCCUGUCAUGUCAGGUGUGCGAUCAUCAGUCCGUGCAGGUAUCUGUCUCAGCUGCGCUUCCUGACUGGGAUAGGGGUAAAGCAGAGGGACUGACGAGAGGAGAGGAGCGGCGCUGAGGAGUGCAGAGUACAGGCUGAGGAGUACGGACCAAGGAGCACGGAGUGGAUGGUGGUGCACUGUCCACCAGCCAGAGAAAAAUACCCAUCUAUUUCCACAACCAUGCUCUCCUGUUGAACCACAGCGAAGGACAACAACCACCGUACUCAACCAAGGGAACAAAGAACACAGAAUUAGAACCCCUUUCCCUGACUCUACUCAACUCAACUGACUCUACUCCAGCAACUACCACAGACCAGGAUGCCACUGAAGACCUCACUGUACCGCAAGCCUGCCUCAGGCCGCUGGCCCGCCCGCCGUCAAUCGAAACACCGCAACAGCCUGUCCGUCAACAUGAUCAGCCUACCGCUGGGCGACUUCCGUCACCUGUCCCACAUCGGCUCCGACGGCCAGGGCGACCGCUUCGGCGACCUGUCCUUCCUGAAGCGGGGCCACAGCCUGCUGCUGCAGAGCUCCCAGAGCGAGCAGAACCUCUUUCUGGCGUGCUCCCCACCGCCGCCGAAACCGCCACGCCUCAAUCUCGACGACGACGGGGAAGGGGACAGAGACGGAGAGGAGAGCCCGGAUUGGACGGUUCGGCGGCAGAACUCGUCAGAGAGGCGGAAGAAGUGCAGCUCGCUCCCGUUGCUCGAUAGUGAGGAGGGGGAGAUGAUGGAGGAGGAUGAGCUGACGGGGUCAGAGCGGGCCAGUGGCAGCCCAAGUCCGAGCACUGAGCACGGCAGCCUGAGCUCGGGGAGAGGAUACAGCCACACCCUCACGACCACUGCUAUGGAAAUAUCACAGCCGGAUGACUUCGACAAUGCGUUUGCAUUCGAUCUGGACCUAGGGCCUUCUAUACUCGAUGACGUGCUUCAAGUGAUGAACAAACACCAUGAGUGACAAUAGGCCAAGAACAAAUCAAUGACUUAAAAAAAACAUAUUUAACUUAAAAUAUACUGAAAGACAUUUUCAUGGAACUCUUACUGGGUGUAGAAGGUAUUGUGUUAUUUUUCACAAAAAAAACCCCAAAGAAUCACUGAAGAGCUACGUUUGUCACAUGACUGCAAUUUCUCAUCAUGUUUACUAUGGUGAGUUCAAAGUGGUGAUUACAGUUUACACAGUCCUGUCUCACACUUCCAGACAUUCUGGGGGUAAAGAAUCUUCCAGAACCAUUUCCAGUUCUUUUUCAUGCCAGACCCUGAUUCUAAUAUUUAUCCCCAACACUUGACUGAUGGACAGACUUCCUUUUUCUGGACGAAAACUAAACUACUCCUACUGAGAUUGAGUUUGAAGGCCCGGAAUAACGGCCACACGCAAGGGACCGGCAGUGGAUUCCAGAAAGCAUCGGCAGCACUAGCUCUCCCGGCCACAUCAUCUCGGAUCGUUGGACCUCCGCCGGAACAGAGCUGGGAGAGAUGGAUAUCGGCCCCUAAUGCCUAUCUUAAGCCCUCAUCUGCUGAGCUGACACAGGAGGACUCACACAGAUGCACGCAGUGCAGGAGUCACACAUGCGUGAACACACACACACGCACGCACGCACGCACGCGCACACGCACACACACACACACACAUCCACUUACACAUGCACAUACACACAUAUACAGUACUCUUUCACACACACACAGACACAGACACAGACACAGACACAGACACACACACACAACUUUACACAAAUACACACUCAAACACGCACACACCCCCGAACAAAAAACCCUCAUACACUCACCCAUACAUUUCAGAAAAAAACACAGCCUUUCCUUUAUGGUGUCAAUCAAGGGUCAUUUAAAAGGCAGACAGUAAUAACAAAACACAAAUUCUGCUCAGCGCCAGUAUUGCGCAACCUCUCCCGGAAAAGAGUGGAAUUAGGCAAUAACGCUUCCAAUAAUUCAUAAGUGUGUGCCAAAACCUCAAAACAGUGAUCUUACGGUACAUUCGAACAGUUGUAUUGUGGUUGCAUCAAAGUGCCUGAUCUUUGUACAUUUACAAAUGUGUGGUACUUUUUAUACAUGUAUAAAGUUAAAGGCAAAAUGUCACCCAGCUCGAUCAUGCUGUGAUCUUACUUUACAUUUAUGCAUUCGUGUUGUAGUUGCAUCACAGUGCCUGAUUUGGCACACUGUGGCACAAAUGUGUGGUAUGCAUUUUUAUACAUGUAUGGACAGAAAAAAAACAGAUGUUUACACAGCUUGACCAUGCUGUGUCUUUUCAAGAGUUGUCAAGGAGUGACUAUUAAUGUUCUCCAGAUGUUACUGCUGCUUCUGUUACAACAUUAGGAUUUAUGUGAUAAAGAGUUAGUUACUGAUUAAGCACAUUUCUUCGGGAGGAAUUAAAGAAAAGAGAGGCCCUUCAAUUUUUUUUUGUUGCCUUACAUUUUGUGAUUACUAAUUUAAGUUUUGCUGCAAUUUUCCAUGCAAAUAAAUGACACUGCAAAAUAUGAGAAUAAGGGCCUUUCUCAUUACUAAUCUCCACCCCUACCCCUUUGCCUUCCUCUUGCCCCUCGUGCUUUCAAACAAAGGCGCAAGGUGUAGGGCUUGAAACGCAACCCCUAUGGAUUGGGAUGCCCCUUCAACAAUCACGGAAUGACACUCACAGCUGUCACUAAUUCCAUGCAUUAGGUUGACGUUAAUAGCGAUUGUUUUCAUGUGCGUUUCACGGAGAAAAGGGCCAUACAACAUUAGGACAAUGUUAAACUUGCGGCGAAAAUACUGAAACUUGUGUGCUGUUGUGGGUGCCGCGGCUUGCCGCCAAUUUUUAAAUGAAUUCGCAAUGCAUUCAGGGAAAUCUGUCGCAGCCCUCCGUUGCGGAGUCUGGUGUUGGAAAAUCUCCGCGCGGAGGGGUGGAAAGCCCUUUUCCCUACCCCUACCCAUCUGUCUGAACGUGAAUCGGGAUGUCACUACCCCUACACGUGGACGCGCAAAACGGAGGCAAAGGGGUUCGCGUAGGGCUAAGGGGUGUAAUAGGAUUCACCCUAAGAAAGGCCUUGAGUGUUUUAUUAGCCUAAAGUGGGUAACAUCAUAUUGAUAUUUAGUUCAUGUGGGUAAUAACUAGUGGUGUGCAUUGGCACUGUCCUCACGAUUCGAUUCGGUUACGAUUCGGGAGAUAGCGAUUCGAUUCGAUUCAAUUCUACGAUGCAUUGCAAUGCAUUACAUUUCUACUGAAAUCAAAGCAAAUGAUUUAUCAGUCAUGAGGAGGCAAUACAAGCAGUCAGAUACUCAGCUUUAACAUUUUAUUGACUGUUUUCUGUAUCAGUCUUGCAGUUUUCAAUGCUUUGAAGUGCCUUUAUUUAAUUUAACGUUCAUUUGCUCCUGAAAUAUCCAAGGAAGUAAUUUAAGUUAAAAAAAAAUGCAGCAUCGAUUCUGGAACUUGCGGCAUUGAAUUGAAUUGUCCAUGCCCCGCAUUGCAUUGCAUUGCCGAAUCGGUUAUUGUUGACACCACUAGUAAUAACAGCCUAUUGAAGUGUAGUGCUUUUAAUUUGA
This is a messenger RNA of Engraulis encrasicolus (European anchovy), 4051 nucleotides long. Its product is annotated as cdc42 effector protein 3. The transcript is spliced from 2 exons. Bases 840 to 1478 code for a protein of 212 amino acids. Lineage: Eukaryota; Metazoa; Chordata; Actinopteri; Clupeiformes; Engraulidae. Gene Ontology annotation, molecular function: small GTPase binding. Gene Ontology annotation, biological process: regulation of cell shape; positive regulation of pseudopodium assembly; positive regulation of actin filament polymerization. Gene Ontology annotation, cellular component: membrane; cytoplasm. The record is from RefSeq and is a predicted model, not a curated record.